Messenger RNA from Camelina sativa (false flax), 581 nucleotides. NCBI's taxonomy places the organism in Eukaryota, Viridiplantae, Streptophyta, Magnoliopsida, Brassicales, Brassicaceae. The record is from RefSeq and is a predicted model, not a curated record.
CAUGUGAUCGGUGUGGUUUUGUACAUGCUUCGCCGUCGGAGGAGGAGGAGCAAGCCGUUUAAUAACGGGUUUUGGGGAAAAUUUGUCGAGUCCUUUCGUCAGUUGAAAAACGACGAUCUUAAGACACUGCCAUCGUCAAAUAUUACGGUAAUGCUACCAUCGUCUUCUCCAGCGGCCAUGGAAGAGGUUGCGGCGAGUAGUGACGAUCAGAUAUCGGAGAUGAUCGAGGUUUUCACGGCGACGUCUAGUUCUUGCUCUUCGGGAAUCGCGGGAUAUGGAUCAGCAAAGUCGUUGCGCGAUAUGGAUUGUCUCGAUGAAGAUGAUGAUGAUGAUGAUGAUGAAUAUUAUGGUAAUGAUGAUGGAGGUGAUGAGAUGAUUGAUGCGAAAGCUGAGGAGUUCAUUGUGAGAUUUUAUGAACAAAUGAGGGUGCAAAACCAGGCUUAUACAGAACGUUACAAAGCUAAAUCAGAGAUGAUGAUGGUCUAAAACGCAUAUUGUAAUUCUAUUCAUGUAAGCAGAUUUUAUAUAUUACACGAAUAUACGUACAUUACAUGUAUGCCUGGAGAUGUGCCUAUAUAUUA